Molecule: messenger RNA, 1263 nt
Organism: Neurospora tetraspora
Lineage: Eukaryota; Fungi; Ascomycota; Sordariomycetes; Sordariales; Sordariaceae
Product: mediator complex protein-domain-containing protein
Exons: 2
Coding region: 1-795 (264 amino acids)
Biological process (GO): regulation of transcription by RNA polymerase II
Cellular component (GO): mediator complex
Molecular function (GO): transcription coregulator activity
Source: RefSeq, a predicted model, not a curated record
AUGGACAACAACGCCCAGCCCCAAGGGCAGCAACAGCUCCUAUCCCAGAUGGACAUCGACAUCCACGAACCCUUCACAACCGCCGAGCACAUCCAACAACUCAGCAACAUCGACAACGACAUCGUCUCCCUCCUCGAACUAACCUCCAACGCCCUCCGCUGCCUCGCCUCCCCACCACCCACAUCAUCCGACCAACAACAAACCGAAGCCGACCAACAAAAACAACAAGCCCAAGACCAAGAAGACGCAACAACCCGCUUCACCCAAAUCCAAUCCACCUUCCUCUCCACCCUCGACUGCGUCGACAAACAACUGCGCCGGCAGAUCUACGCCAUGGAAGAAGCAGGCAUCAUCAACCUGCGCUCUUCCUCUUCCAACCCCGCCAACAACCCCGACGGCUCCGACGACAACACCGUAGUCGGCGGGGAACCAAACGCCUCAAACAAACCCGGUGGUUACGCCGCCGCUUCAGCGCCCAAAAACCCCGGCGAAUUGACAAGGCCAGCCAAGAUCGAGACGCACCGCGGCGCGAAGUGGGUGAGGCCCGUGGUGACACGACUGGACCCCGAUGGCGUGGGCAGGUAUGGGAAUUUGGAUGUGGGACGGAUGAAUAUGGCUAUUGAUACUGUGGAGAGGGAUAUGGAGAGGGAGUUGUGGGUGAGGGCGAGGGAGCAUGCGGAGAGGGUGGUGAGGGAGAAGGGAAUCGGCUCUGGUGUUGGGCCGCUUGGUGGUGGUGGUGGUGGUGGUGUGAUCAAGAAGGAGGAGGGAGGAGUGGAUCGGAUGGAUGAGGAUUAGAGAUCCCUUCCCCUUUUUGGUGCUGGUGGUGCUGGUCGUUAAGGAGGAGCGAGGAGCGGAUCAGAUGGAUGAGGACUGGUUAUCUGAAUACGAGGAAUUCUUGACGCCGCCUGGGUCUCACUGAUAUACUCGGACGUUGCGAGAGAUGGCAGGAGCGAGCUGCAGGAUUCGUACGACAGGUGGCUUGCUUGGUUGGUUUUUUCGGUGCAUGUCUAUCUGGAGUUUGGGACUUUGACAUAUGGUUAGACUUGGCAUUGGUACUUGGGCGUUAGGUCGUUGCUCGAGUGAGCUUUACACAGGGUUGAUGUUGGUUGGGCUAUAAAAAGAUGUUAUCGCAUGCAGUUUGUACAUCAGCGGAAUUCGAAUUUUCAAUGAAGGUCUGUGAAAGAAGUCCAAUAUGAUUAUAACUGAAACUAUAAGCAGGAAAGCCCUGUUCAUCAACCAGUCAAAUUGCCCAUCAUUCUAACG